AUGCCUAGUUCCCCAGACGCUGCUCCUGCUGCUGCUGCUGCUAAUACUAAUGCUGCUGAAUCGCCUGCGUUCAAGUCGUACUUGAACAACGACGGGAUCGACGAUUUGACGCCCUCGCAGAGGAAGCACAAGGUGUCCUCAUUGUCGCUCUCUGACUUGAAUCAGUGGCAGAACGGCUUGACCAAGCUCUCGUCGUCUGCCUCUUUAAGUAAACAGGGGUCUAACGCCAACUUGAAGAAGGUCGACUCGUUGGCCAAGUUGCUGAGAAACUCGUCCAUCAUCAAGCGUAAGAAGAAGUCCAUCAUUGACCACCCAAGAGUGGCUUCGUACGCUUUCUGUUUCGAUAUCGAUGGUGUUCUCUUGAGAGGCCCCGACACUAUCCCUGUUGCAAAAGACGCUAUUCGCAUGUUGAACGGCGAUAACAAGUAUAACAUCAAGGUUCCUUCAAUCUACGUCACGAACGGUGGUGGUAAGCCUGAGCAAGUUAGAGCCGAUGACUUGUCUAAGAGAUUGGAGACAGAAAUCAAGGUGGAACAGAUCAUCCAGGGCCACACACCUAUGAGAGACUUGGUGCCUCUUUACAAAAACGUCUUGGUUGUAGGUGGUGUCGGUAACGUGUGCAGAAACGUUGCUGAGUCUUACGGCUUCAAGAAUGUAUACACUCCAUUGGAUAUUUUGAAGUGGAACCCAGCAGUCUCUCCUUAUCAUGACUUGACUGAGGAAGAGCUUGUCUGUUGCAAAGAAGAUGUGGACUUCUCCAAGAUAUCCAUUGAUGCCAUUCUUGUUUUUGCUGACUCAAGAAAUUGGGCAGCUGACCAGCAAAUUAUUUUGGAGUUGCUUUUGUCGAAAAAUGGUGUCAUGGGUACCGAAUCCAAGACUUACAACGAGGGCCCCGAGAUCUAUUUUGCCCACUCCGACUUUAUUUGGGCCACUAACUACAAGUUGAAUAGAUACGGUAUGGGUGCUUUGCAGGUGUCCAUUGCCGCAUUGUACAGAGAGCAUACCGGUCUCGAAUUAAAAGUGCACAGAUUUGGUAAACCUCAAGUUGGCACUUUCAAGUUCGCCAACAAGGUCUUAAAGAAAUGGAGAAGAGGAAUGUUGGACGAGCACUUAAAGAAGAUGAACAUUCAUGAUCCUAAUGCUCAAGAUGCCGAUAUCUUGAUUAAUGACGAGGGUGAAGAAUUCAUCAAUCAGGCUAAGUUGGAUUCGGGCAACUACGAGAGUGAUGAGGAUGACACUUCUGACGAUGACACCGACAAGGCAGUGGAUAAGUUGGGAGAAUUGAGCUUGCAGGACAAGAUUCAGUUGCAGUUGCCUCCUGCAUCGACAGUUUACUUUGUCGGUGACACUCCUGAGUCCGACAUCAGAUUUGCCAACUCGCACGACGAUUCGUGGUUCUCCAUUCUUGUGGAAACCGGUGUAUACCAGGCCGGCACUGAGCCCAAGUACAAGCCAAAGCACGUGUGUAAGAAUGUGCUUGAAGCUGUCAAGUUUGCGAUUGAGAGAGAACACGAGAUGGAGUUGAAGGAAUGGAAUGAGACCGCCGAUGACGAGGACGACAGUAGAGUCUCCUCCAAGAUCAAUUUCAACGACUUUAUCAUGACGCCUAGCGAGAAGAAGGAGGCUGAAGAGCAGGAACAGAAGAAGCUUCAAAAGGAGAAGGCCAGAAACAUCAAGACGGUGGACGAUACUGAGUCUGUCGAAGUGCCAGCAAUGCUCUCAGCAGAGCUCGAUAAAUUCAAAGAGAAAUAA
Molecule: messenger RNA, 1752 nt
Organism: Candidozyma auris
Lineage: Eukaryota; Fungi; Ascomycota; Pichiomycetes; Serinales; Metschnikowiaceae
Exons: 1
Coding region: 1-1752 (583 amino acids)
Biological process (GO): glycerophospholipid biosynthetic process
Cellular component (GO): mitochondrion
Source: RefSeq, a predicted model, not a curated record